UCUCCUCAGAAUCGAGGUGACUCUGUCCAGUAAACCUCAGGAGGAGGACACAGAGGCAGACGUGGGUCUGCAGCUGAACGUCAGCUUCAUGGACAAGGCCGUCCAACGCAACGCCCGUCUGGCCGGGAAGUGGGGCCCGUCUGAGAACACCCUCUCUUACUUUCCUUUUGCACCUGGAGAACCCUUCAAGAUGGAGAUCGUUUGUGAGCACCAGCAGUUUCGGAUCCUGGUGGAUGGACAGCCUCUGUGCGGCUUCACCCACCGGCUGUCCCCGCUCGCCUCCCUCACCGCCUUGCGAGUCUUUGGGGAUCUUCAGCUCACCAAGGUGGCCUAGCUGCAGCAUCUCGCCCACAGACAAACAACAUGAAGACGUCCCGGGACUGUAUUUAUAAGAUUAGAAUAGAGCCACCUCCUGAGUGAAUAAAUUGACCCACGAUGGGGCUGUUGUGUUUCCAGACAAAAAGUGUAUACCCCUGCCUCGUAAUCACGUGAUAAGACAAAGUGCCUUCACUAGAUUACCUGUUUGAGGACUUGAAGAUACAGACGGAAUGUAACAGUCAACAAACUGAAUGUGAUUUGAACUGAAUUAAGUCGUAAACAAUGAAAAGUAAGCAACAAUAUUUUCCCCCUUCGAUGAUCAUUUGCACAAACCUGAUGCAUCGGUGGAAAAACGUCGCACUCCGUCAGAUUUCAGACGCGUGUCUUUAAUUUCUCCAAAGCUAACCUUUGAAAGCACCAACGUUUACGAGCGUCCUGCAUGGAGAUGAAUGUUUCUGGAACCAGCUGUGGCCGACAGGUGUAAUAAUGAAAACUUUAAUAAUGUCAAACAGUGGCAGUAACCUACAUUAGUGCAUGUGAGUGAUACACACAGUGUGUUUGCUUCCAGAUUACACACAGAGCUGAAGGAUUAGUCUCACUUUCUGUUCUCAUACCAUCAUCUUAAACUUACUUAAAGGAUUUACUCAAAAGCUACUGAGUCCCACUGCUUUCUGUAUUCUUCUUUUACCUCCAGCACUUUUUAUGGAAACGUAACAUAUCGACUUUACUUCA
Molecule: messenger RNA, 1050 nt
Organism: Paralichthys olivaceus (Japanese flounder)
Lineage: Eukaryota; Metazoa; Chordata; Actinopteri; Pleuronectiformes; Paralichthyidae
Source: RefSeq, a predicted model, not a curated record